Molecule: messenger RNA, 2530 nt
Organism: Wasmannia auropunctata (little fire ant)
Lineage: Eukaryota; Metazoa; Arthropoda; Insecta; Hymenoptera; Formicidae
Product: NCK-interacting protein with SH3 domain
Exons: 9
Coding region: 206-2206 (666 amino acids)
Biological process (GO): endocytosis
Molecular function (GO): protein binding; Arp2/3 complex binding
Source: RefSeq, a predicted model, not a curated record
ACACGCGCAGCGCGCACGACCAUACACACAUACACACACACACACGGAAAGGCCGGUCGGAGCAAAAAAGUCCCAUUGACGGAAAAAGGCAGGUAGGAGGGAAAUGAGAUGUCCGGGCGCGAAGGAAAGUAAGUAGGCGGUUUCUCCGGCGUUCCGGUUUUCACCUGGGCGUUGUCGCCGUCGCUUUUCACUCUCGCUUUCGACGAUGGACGAGAACGGUGCGACGAGGUUAGCUGCGGACAGCUACGAGAUGGUUAAGGCCAUGUACGACUUCAAGGCCACGUUCGCCAAGACUCUCAGCUUCCGGGAGGGCGAGUACUUUAUCCUGCUGCAGCGUAACGUCAAGCAGAAAAACUGGUGGCAGGUGGUGAACAGAGGGGGACGUCUGGGCUACAUACCGUCCAAUUACGUUGCCUCCGUGAAGGCGCAGCCCCAGUUCCUGAUCGACUUUCUGGAGGACUGUAUACUGACGUUGGAAACGGAAAUUAAGAAGGACAGCGAGUCGGUGCAGCCCGACAAGCAGGAUCUCCUGGCGAAGCUGACUGAACGGAAGGCACAGGUCGAGCUGAGCAAAAAGUCCAAGAGACAAGCGCCUAAACCACCGGAGUUGGACUGCGGCAUUUUACCUAGGGAGACGCAUUCCGCGAUUGCUUGCGACAAUACAGAAGCUGACGUCAAGUCGGCGCCGAGCAACACCUCCUACGCGACGGCGCAGACGACCCUUCGCGGCAAUAACGUAGACCACAUUCCGGCGGUUGCGCAACGGGUAAACGGCGACGAGCAACGUGUGCAGUCGCUCCCGCGUCAAUCGUCUUCGGACAUCGUUCAGAAGGCCCAGGCGUCGGUCAGCGACGUUCGUAAGAGCGCCUCGCAAGGUAGCAUACAAAAUCUGAGCGGCGUCUCGCCGAUCAAAAGCAAUAGCUCGCCCGUUAAGCAGAACAGCUCGCCGAUCAAGAGAGAGAGCAAUACUCUGCAAGCGAUUAAUUCGCGGAGCGCUUACCAACUGCUCGAUCAAGUGCGCAAAAACACUCAGCUCAGUCACGAGAUGUCCAAGGUGGCGGUCACGGUCGUGGUGUCUAGCCUGCGGCAGUUGCUGCCGGAAACUGUAAGUCAUUAUCUCGACGCUCUGCUGCAUCAGCUGCAGACACCGUUGACCGUGUCGAAAAUGAGUAUAGAAGAAACUUACGAUGCUAAUAGAUUGAAAAUUAUAUUCACCGAGCUGACUUCGUGCAAGGAAGAUUCGCAGCAAAGGAGUUGGAUGCUUUAUGAAGAUGAAUCCAUCAUCGUGGAAUAUAUUAAAGAAUUGACCGAAAUAUUGACUAAUGCCGACGCAAAUGUAUCCAGACACGUUUUAAAGCAAGAUAGAUACAAUGGCGUAACAAUAUUAAUACAGUAUUAUCAGAUGGAGGCGAGAUGGACCAUUAGACAACUGUUGUUGCAAUCAUUUGGCGUUAUGUGCAGUUUAGAUCCAGUGGUUCUAACUAUAAUGUUAAAUAGUAUCUUACCAAUGGAACUAGCGAGGGAUAUGAAGAGUAAUCCCAGGAAUGUAUUAAGAUUAAAUUAUUCGUCGUUAUUACUUACAAUGAUUUUUUCAAUGGGUGAACCCAUGCCAGUUACGCAUUUAGAACAACUUGGUUCAGAUUUUAUAUCGUUCCUGCUGGACCUAAUAGAAACACCACCCGAUACAGAUCUGGAAGAUCAAAUCCCAGACUUGUUUAUAAAUUUGAUAUUGUCCUACAAUUUACAAUUUACAUCUUCUGAGAAUAUCGUGCUAAACGCUUUACGUGAGCGGACAGUGGCCAAGACCUUCACUGAAAAGAUUUUAUUUCUCCUCAACAGAGAAGAGGAUCCGGUACGAAUAUUUGAUCACGAGCCACAACCGCCGCAUUCUGUGUUGAAACUAUUUGUCGACUUGUUCAGUAAUGAUGCCAUAGCGAGUCUCUUUUACACCAACGACGUGAAAGUUCUUAUUGACAUUAUACUACGUCAACUGUUCGAUAUGUUCCCGGGUGAUAAGCGUAGACAAUAUCUGGAGCUUUGCCGCCGUGUUCUGCGCACAUCCAACUAUAAUGAGCAUCGUCAUCGAUCUGGAGAUUUAUUAAGAUGUUUUACAAGGAUAUUUUGCGAGGAAACAGUGGAGAGUCACGAAGACCAGCAAGUAGUACGCGAGAUUAGCAACGAAUUUCCGCACUUGUUCAGAUUGUGACAAUUAAUUCCCUCGUCUGACCAAGAUUUGGACGAAGACGAUUUGCAAACUCUUGUUUAAAAAUAAAGAUCUGAGAAUUCAUCAACGGUAAGGAAGAAUCAAAUUCAUGACAAAUUUUGUUGUUAGCCCUUACGGCUUUUUCUAUAUUUUAUCUAGUAAAGGGAUACGCACACAGCUUAUGAAAUAACGUAAUAUGUUUUACGACUGCCAUAAAUGUCUUCAUUCUGUUGGUGCUAUGAGACAUCUUUGUGUAAAUGAACUAUUUAGUAGGAUAUAUGAAAUUGCUAUCAUAUAUGCGUGAAACAUGAAACAUAACUAGUUAAA